UCUUGAGUCUCGCUUCGUCGUGCCGAUAGUAUUCUUGCGGUGUCUCUUUGCCGAUCAACAAUCAACUACUUCGUUGGUUACCUUCUGUUUCAAAAGAUAAACCAAUAAAUCAAACAUGUGUGACGAAGAAGUUGCUGCACUCGUUGUUGACAAUGGCUCCGGUAUGUGCAAGGCCGGUUUUGCCGGAGACGACGCUCCUCGCGCCGUCUUCCCAUCUAUCGUCGGUAGACCACGCCACCAGGGUGUCAUGGUCGGUAUGGGACAGAAGGAUUCCUAUGUCGGAGACGAGGCCCAAUCAAAGAGAGGUAUUCUUACCUUGAAAUACCCAAUUGAGCACGGUAUUGUCACCAACUGGGAUGAUAUGGAGAAAAUCUGGCAUCACACGUUCUACAAUGAACUUCGAGUGGCCCCCGAAGAACACCCAGUUCUUCUUACCGAGGCACCCCUCAACCCGAAAGCUAACCGCGAAAAGAUGACACAGAUCAUGUUCGAAACGUUCAACACCCCCGCCAUGUACGUCGCCAUUCAGGCUGUACUUUCUUUGUACGCUUCUGGUCGUACUACCGGUAUCGUAUUGGACUCCGGUGACGGUGUUUCGCACACUGUACCAAUCUAUGAAGGAUACGCUUUGCCUCAUGCUAUUCUCCGUUUGGACUUGGCUGGCCGUGAUUUGACCGACUACCUCAUGAAGAUCCUCACGGAAAGAGGAUAUUCCUUCACCACCACGGCCGAACGUGAAAUUGUUCGUGACAUCAAGGAGAAGCUCUGCUACGUCGCCCUUGACUUCGAACAAGAAAUGGCAACUGCUGCAUCAUCCUCCAGCUUGGAGAAGAGCUAUGAACUUCCCGACGGUCAAGUAAUUACCAUUGGUAACGAGAGAUUCCGUUGUCCUGAGGCUCUCUUCCAGCCAUCCUUCUUGGGUAUGGAAGCCUGCGGUAUCCAUGAGACAACAUACAAUUCCAUCAUGAAGUGUGAUGUCGAUAUCCGUAAGGACUUGUACGCCAACACUGUCCUUUCUGGUGGUACCACCAUGUAUCCUGGAAUCGCAGACAGAAUGCAGAAAGAAAUCACUGCCCUCGCACCAUCAACCAUGAAGAUCAAGAUCAUCGCACCACCUGAGAGGAAAUACUCUGUAUGGAUCGGUGGAUCAAUUCUCGCAUCUUUGUCUACCUUCCAGCAAAUGUGGAUUUCUAAGCAAGAAUACGACGAAUCUGGACCAUCCAUUGUCCACAGGAAGUGCUUCUAAGCACAUCUUUGAUAUUCCUCUUGCAUACUAUCAUUCCCUGAAUCCCGAGAGCAGCCUCUGCCCCGUUUCGCAGGCGGACGUAACAUCAACUUCCGCAAUAAUAAUUGUUCUUUGGUUCCUCCGAGGCGAAGGUAGCUUCUUUCGAUUCGGAUGUACGUAGGACAUAAUUAACG
Messenger RNA from Habropoda laboriosa, 1419 nucleotides. RefSeq names its product actin-5C (gene Arp1). The record is from RefSeq and is a predicted model, not a curated record. Gene Ontology annotation, biological process: mitotic cytokinesis. The transcript has 2 exons. NCBI's taxonomy places the organism in Eukaryota, Metazoa, Arthropoda, Insecta, Hymenoptera, Apidae. Bases 116 to 1246 code for a protein of 376 amino acids.